AUGACAUUUGGCUUGGCGUGCUGCGCUGUGGAGAUGAUGCACAUCGCCGCUCCUCGUUACGACAUGGACAGGUACGGGGUGUUGUUCCGAGCAUCCCCUCGCCAGGCCGAUUGCAUCAUUGUGGCCGGCACACUCACCAACAAGAUGGCACCUGCGCUGCGCAAGGUUUACGAUCAGAGGGGCGUCUGUCGGUCCGUGACAGCGUCAGGUGACUAUCAGCUGAGCGCCAGUGUUGGAGUGGUGGGGAGGGGCAGGGGAGCGGAGAGCUGUCGCGCCAGCCACCCAGGGCUGCCGGCUGCCAGGGGGUGUUGCCAAUGUAAAUCGGCAGAUCGCCGCUCGUUGCGCGAAAGGAACAAGGCGUUC
This is a messenger RNA of Homalodisca vitripennis (glassy-winged sharpshooter), 363 nucleotides long. RefSeq names its product NADH dehydrogenase [ubiquinone] iron-sulfur protein 7, mitochondrial-like. The record is from RefSeq and is a predicted model, not a curated record. The transcript is spliced from 2 exons. Gene Ontology annotation, biological process: electron transport coupled proton transport; mitochondrial respiratory chain complex I assembly; aerobic respiration. Gene Ontology annotation, molecular function: iron-sulfur cluster binding; NADH dehydrogenase (ubiquinone) activity. The annotation marks the transcript as partial. NCBI's taxonomy places the organism in Eukaryota, Metazoa, Arthropoda, Insecta, Hemiptera, Cicadellidae.